Messenger RNA from Coregonus sp. 'balchen', 22404 nucleotides. The record is from the annotation of a GenBank genome assembly. Lineage: Eukaryota; Metazoa; Chordata; Actinopteri; Salmoniformes; Salmonidae.
AUGGUGACCAAUGUGAGAAUACGUUCUCCACUGUGAAAACGUAGGGAUAAAUAAAGGGCACCAGAUGGUAGCUUUUCAGCAGAGGCUGAAGGUAGGGUGCAGGGUCAUGUUCAUUAGAUAUCAAACAUACUGAAACAGGUAGAAAUGAACUGAUCUUAUCCGAUAAGGCUACAUUUACACAGGCAGCCCAAUUCUGAUCUUUUGCCCAGUUAUUGGCAAAAGAGCAGAUCUGAUUGGUCAAAUGACCCAUUAGAGGAAAAAUAAUCAGAAGUGGACUGCCUGUGUAAAUGCACGCUCAUUUUUGUUUUCCAUUAAAUAACAUUUUGAAACAUUUGGCCACAGUGUGCCCUAAUGAACAUGACCCAGGUGUUGUGGUCUGUAGACUGACAGACAUACAGACGUAGAGAGAGUGAGAGGCAGCAGCUUGCAGUACAGGAGAGGGUAAAUUACCGACAUUGCAUUUAGCGUUACGUCGUUUAUUUUUGGUGAUUAUGCUACACAACGUUCCUGUAGAUUUGUUCUAAAACCAUUAUUUGUUCAACAGUAAUAUCCUAUACAUUAUGUUGAUACCUUCUAUGAAAGUAUCAGCCUGUCCCUGUUUGGCUAUCGGCUGCUGACUCACUUCCUCUCCCCACUGUGACACAUACAGCUGGGAAGAACUAUUGGAUAUCAGAGUGGCGGUAACUCUCCAGCACUACCAGCAUUCUGACCAGGAAUACGACUUUCCCCGAAGCGGAUCCUUUGUUCGCACCCCCCAGGGCAAUUGAACUGAUUCCAGAGGCCGACCUAAAACAAUGCCGGCGGAGGGGAGGUACUCAGAGCGGCCUGCUGGUCCGACGUAGGAGGCGCGCACACCACCCACCGCUUCAGAGUAUAUUACUCGCUAAUGUUCAGUCUCUGGAUAACAAAGUUGACAAGCUCAGAUCGAGGGUUUCUUUCCAGGAUAUACUGUCUGAGUCGGUCCAGCCAGUUGGGUUCUCAGUUCAUCGCGCAGACAGGAAUAAAUGUCUCUCCGAGAAGCAGAAGGGCGGUGGUGUGUUUCAUGAUUAACGACUCAUGGUGUAAUUGUGGUCACAUACAGGAACUCAAGUCCUUCUGUUCACCCGACCUAGAAUACCUCACAAUCAAAUGCCGACCGUAUUAUCUCCCAAGGUAAUUUUCUUCGGUUAUGGUCACGGCCGUGUAUAUCCCCCCCUCAAAGAACUUCACUGGAUUUUAUGCAAACUGGAAACCACAUAUCCUGAGGCUGCAUUUAUUGUAGCUGGGGAUUUUAACAAAGCAAAUUUGAGGACAAGGCUGCCGAAGUUCUAUCAACACAUCGACUGUAGUACUCGCGCUGCAAAAACACUCAACCGUUGCUAAAUCAUUCUCUCUACUAUUAUUCUGACAUUUCACAUUCUUAAAAUAAAGUGGUGAUUCUUACUGACCUAAGACAGGGAAUUUUUACUAUGAUUAAAUGUCAGGAAUUGUGAAAAACUGAGUAUAAAUGUAUUUGGCUAAGAUGUAUGUAAACUUCCGACUUCAACUGUAUGGACAAGCAAUGACAGAGCGGCAUGGACUAAGAUACAGUAGACUAUUAUAGAAUAGAAUGCAGUAUAUACAUAUGAGAUGAGUAGUGCAAGAUAUGUAAACAUUAUUAAAGUGACUAGUGUUCCAUUUCUUAAAGUGGCCAGUGAUUUCAAUAGGCGGCAGCAGCCUCUAAUGUGCUAGUGGUGGCUAUUUAACAGUCUGAUGGCCUUGAGAUAGAAGCUGUUUUUCAUUCUCUCGGUCCCAGAUUGGAAGUGUUCCGGUGUUGUGUUGGAUAUACAUAGCCAGCUAGAUAACAUAGCAUCCCUCUGUUUGAGCAGGUUGUUUGAGUAGGCUAAACUAGUUAGCUGCAUUUGCUAGCUAAGUAAGUGUGAAAAAAUUUUUUGGAAGCAAUGUAUUUGUUCAAAACUGUACAACUAUUGUCUCUCGCUCUUUGAGUCAACUACUCACCACGUUUUAUGCACUGCAGUGCUAGCUAGCUGUAGCUUAUGCUUUCAGUACUAGAUUAAUUAUCUGAUCCUUUGAUUGGGUGGACAACAUGUCAGUUAAUUCUGCAAGAGCUCAGCUAGGUUGGAGGACGUCCUCCGGAAGUUGUCAUAAUUACUGUGUAAGUCUAUGGAAGGGGGUGAGAACGAUGAGCCUCCUAGGUUUUGUAUUGAAGUCAAUGUACCCAGAGGAGGACGGAAGCUAGCUGUCCUCUGGCUACACCAUGGUGCUACCCUACAGAGUGCUGUUGAGGGUACUGUAGACCUUCAUUGCAAAAAAGUGUGUUUUUAAUCAAUUAUUUGGUAUAGUUUUAUCUAAAAAGGAUAACUUUUUUAAAUGUUUUACAAUUUUUGUUUUUAUGAAAUUCACAGAGGACAGUCCUCCACUUCCUCCUCUGAGGAGCCUCCACUGGUAUAUAAUAUAUUUCUCACCUCUUAAUAUUGUGUUCAUGGAACCACUUUACAACUGGUGUAGGCUGUAGUUAGUAUGGUUUUGAUGUGCCUGCGCAGCGCGCCAUUUGCAGUGAGUAGGCCUACAUCAAGUAGCCUAUGCCUAGCGGUGGAACGUUUUUGUAGGACAUUAGCCUACAUUUACUGAUAGCCAUGUGUAGGCUAAUUGAUUAAUCUAUCUAGCAGCAAUAUCUUUACAGUUAGCAAUCUAGCGAAGUGUUUUGAGUUCCCACUUCCUCAGGUGGUGAAUAAUAUAGCCUAUAUUUGCCAACAAAGAUGUCGGCAAAUUCUCUGAAGAUCAAAAAAUAAAUGUUAGCCUAAUUCUGCAUUAUAUUUUGACAGGUUGCACAUCAAAAUAUCAAUCAUGCAUUUCCUGAGUGUGUUGAAUGAACUAGCGUACUUUUUUAAUCAUAGGCUAUACCAUCUCAGUUGUCUUACUUGGCACUGGAAGAAAAUUGUCUAGAGCCCUGCCGCUAAUGGAAAGUAACUGUCCAUUAAAACAUUUUCUUAUCGUUGUAUUUGUUGUCGCGCAAAAUGGUUACAUUUAUCACGAUAUUACUUUUUAUCCAUAUCACCCAGCUAGCACCCCCAAAAAUAAUUUAUUGAUUUAUCGUUAUUGCAAAAAAAUGGGUGAACUUAUCGCGAUAUGGGUUUUUGUCCAUAUUGCCCAGCUCUAGGAGAGGGCAGAGGACAUCAGCGUUGAUGAGCAAGGCUCACAGCCCUCCCUCCAAGUCUGUGGAGAGGAGAGGGAAAGGAGAGAGAGAGGGAGAGAGAGUGCAUCAGCGUUGACGUGAGCAGAACACAUCAGACAGCCCUCCAUCCAAGGCUGCAGAGAGGAGAGGGAAAGAGGGGUGUGCCUGUGGCUGGAGGCUUGCCGGUAUGUUCUGAGGGGGUCUCAUCUGUCCUUUCCUCUGCCUGCUAGAUACCUAGUAGCUACAGCCUCUAUAAGCACUCAUGCUUUCAGAAACACGAAGUCGCCUGUUUGAGUUCCUAGCACAUGGAUUGGUGAGUGAAAUGGUUGUGUGUUGUGGAGGAUUUUUGUUGUUAGCGUUUUUAUUGGGAUUUUUUGCUGUAAAAUUUCCAGGGUAUUUCACCUAUAUCCCUAUACCUGAAAUAUGUUUUAUUGGGUAGUGAAAAUAUACAUUUAGUUUCUUAUUUACAAUUUUAAGAUGGCUAAUAUAUUUUUUAUUGUGAAUGCAAAAUAAGGUGGCCUUGAUUCAAUAUAAGGUUGUUUUAAUUCAAUCUGUAUUGUGUUGGCUAGUGCUGAUGUUUGUUAUAUUGUCCUUGAAUGAUUGUUCAAUUUAGUUCCGUUCUACAUCAAAUAUCAGAGCAUGUCUGCCCGUAUUUCAAAACAUGGAUUUAUAUUCACUUGUUGCUGCUCACCAAUGUCUCCUGUAUGCUCACCAAUGUCUCCUGUAUGCUCACCAAUGUUUCCUGUAUGCUCACCAAUGUUUCCUGUAUGCUCACCAAUGUUUCCUGUAUGCUCACCAAUGUUUCCUGUUUGCUCACCAAUGUUUCCUGUAUGCUCACCAAUGUUUCCUGUUUGCUCACCAAUGUUUCCUGUUUGCUCACCAAUGUUUCCUGUUUGCUCACCAAUGUUUCCUGUAUGCCUGUCCUAUUCGAGUCCUUUAGUUAUUUAUAAAUAAUGGUGAGGAAUUUAACGUAGUUUUCAUGCCAUUGAAACAGCCUCUAUCCAGAGAAUCACCUUGUUUGUACGAUUCCUUCCACUACCGUCCUCACCAAGCCACAUCCUUGACCCUGACUGGUAUGGUACGGAACAGCAUAGAGUAGCCAGCCAAGUAGAAAAAGGAGCCAGCCAGGCGCUCCUUCGCCGAAUAAGCUUUAUUUCGGUGGCAUCUGGUACAUUCUAAUGCCUUGAUUCCAUCUCAAAUACACAGUGAAAUUAUUGAAUACUUAAUCGAGUUUACCUUCAACCACAACCUCUUUACUUCUCUCUUUUCUCCUCUUCUACAUUUUAUCAUCUCUUUUAUCCUAUUUCCUCUCCUCUUUUCUCCUAUCAUCAAACACCAUCCAUCUUUCCCUCUCCUCCAGACUCUAACCCCUCCCUCUCCUGCAGACUCUAACCCCUCCCUCUCCUCCAGACUCUAACCCCUCCCUGUCUCUCCUCUCCUCCAGACUCUAACCCCUCCCUGUCUCUCCUCUCCUCCAGACUCUAACCCCUCCCUGUCUCUCCUCUCCUCCAGACUCUAACCCCUCCCUGUCUCCUCUCCUCCAGACUCUAACCCCUCCCUGUCUCUCCUCUCCCCCUCCAGAGACCAGGUGGGAUGCCACCCUCCAGCCGUAUGACACCACAGGGUCCGCCCAUGGGGCCUCCAGGCUACGGCUCCAGCCCCGUGUCCCGACCAGGGAUGCCUGGCGUCAUGGAUCCCUCCCGUAAGAGGCCUGCCCCCCAGCAGAUCCAGCAGGUCCAGCAACAGCGCAACCAACAGUAAGAUCUGACUAACUGUCAGUAUUUUGUUAUUUUAGGCUUGAAUGGAUUUACUUCAACAGUGAUCUUUUACAUUGCUACCAGGAGAUGAGGGAUAUUAUAAAUGAUUAUUAGUUUACUAUAAUUAUUUGUCCUCAUUCAGAGUUGACCGUAUCUUUGUAAAAAAGAUUAAAUACAGGCCUUUUCGUUCCUUAUAAACUCCCACUGUAUUGUUUUGUUUUAUUGCAGUACCAAGAAGAAGAAGAUGGCGGAUAAGAUUCUACCUCAGAGGAUCCGGGAGCUGGUGCCAGAGUCUCAGGCCUACAUGGACCUGCUGGCGUUUGAGAGGAAGCUGGAUCAGACCAUCAUGAGGAAACGCCUGGACAUCCAGGAGGCACUCAAGAGACCCAUCAAGGUAAAAAGAUGGAGUAAUAUCCUCACUAGGGCCAAGGCCUGUAUUCAUAAAGCAUUUCAAAGCAACAGUGCUGAUCUGGGAUCAUUGUUGCCUUUUAGAUCCUAAUGAAUAACAUUAUAUGGACAGGGAUGAUUUUAUAGGCUACAAUUCAGGCCCAGGAUUUUUUCCUGACCAACAAGGUGGCCUGACCAGGAAAGCUCAGGGCCUGAGUUGUAGCCUAUAAAAUGGGACCUGGAGUUUUCCAUGGUCAUCACGUCCCAUGUUUUGCUCUGAAGAUAAUACAGAUUUUGGUAGUGAAAUUCAACAUGACUGGGCUUUUUGUGUUUCAGCAAAAGCGAAAGCUUCGUAUCUUCAUAUCUAACACCUUCAACCCUGCCAAGCCCGACGCAGAAGACGGAGAGGGCACUGUUGCAUCAUGGGAACUGCGUGUCGAAGGGCGCCUGCUUGAAGAUGUAAGACUAAUUAGUAGCCGUUUGUUUGUGUGUAUUGAGGGUGUGUGUUGAAGGUUAGUGUCUUGUGUGUGUGUGUUUAUAACUUGGUAAAAUGUAUCUGAUAAUUGUUUUCUUUCUCAGACUGCUGUGUCCAAGUAUGAAGCCACCAAGCAGAAGAGAAAGUUCUCUUCUUUCUUCAAGUCUCUGGUCAUCGAGUUGGACAAGGACCUAUAUGGGCCUGACAAUCACUUGGUCGAGGUAAGAAGAUGCGGUUUAAUGUUCGGAUAUAAAAAUGUAUGAUUAGAUUUGUUUUCAUGAAUAAGGCGAUCAAUAUUAGCUAAUUUCCACUGCCACUUUUCUUAACCGCUUUCUCUAUUGUAAUCUCUCUAAUGAUAUUCUGUUCUAAAGAAACUAAAAGGACUAGUAACGUUUUUUUAAAUAUUGUUUAGUGGCACAGGACUGCGACCACUCAGGAGACGGAUGGGUUCCAGGUGAAGAGACCAGGUGAUGUGGGCGUACGUUGCACUGUCCUGCUCAUGCUGGACUACCAGGUAAACACACCUCGAAUUCACAACCUGCUACAACCUCACACACUCCCUCUAGCUGUCACUAAAGGUAAUGUUUUAACUAUUUGGUUGUAAUAUCAGCACUUCUUGAAGAGCGUAGUCAGAACUACGAAUGUCCGAUUAUUCCAUGCAAAACAAUUGCACACAUUUAGCUCGGUCAUCAGAGUUAUACAGCAAGUAAAUGCAUGCUAUUCAUGAUCAGUAAAACAUCUGUUGAUCGUGUCGUUUCAGAUACAUUAGGGUAGCCAACCCAUUUGGCAUGUAGAUAGUUAGUAGGGGUGUAGAUAGUUAGUAGGGGUGUAGAUAGUUAGUAGGGGUGUAGAUAGUUAGUAGGGGUGUAGAUAGUUAGUAGGGGUGUAGAUAGUUAGUAGGGGUGUAGAUAGUUAGUAGGGGUGUUGUUCGUUUAGGGGUGUAGAUAGUUAGUAGGGGUGUUAUCGUUAGUCGGGGUGUAGCUCGUUAUCGGGGUGUAGCGUCUUCGUCGGGGUGUGCUCGUUCGUCGGGGUGUCGCUGUUUCGUCGGGGUUGUGCAUCGUUCGUGGGGUGUCGCUAGUGUUCGUCGGGUGUCGCUCUGUUCAGUCGGGUGUCGCUCGUUCGUCGGGGUGUCGCUCGUUCGUGGGGUUUUCGCUCGUUCGUCGGGGUGUCGCUCUGUCUGUGGGUGUCGUCAGUUCGUCGGGUGUCGCUCGUUCGUCGGGGUGUCGCUCGUUCGUCUCGGGUUGUCGUCGGGGGGUGUUCGUGGGGUUGUCGCGUUAGUUCGUCGGGGUGUGCUUGUUCGUCGGGGUGCUGUUCGUCGGGGUGUCGCUCGUUCGUCAGGGUGUGUGUUUUCGUGGGUGUCGCUCGUUCUGUGGGGUGUCGCUCGUUCGUGGGGUGUCGAUCGUUCGUGGGUGUUCUUGUGGUUGUCGUUGUCGGGGUGUGUCUUCGUCGGGGUUUUCUACUCGUUCGUCGGGGUGUCGCUCGUUUUCGUCGGGGUGUCGCUCUUUUCGUCGGGUUGUCGCUCGUUCGUCGGGGUGUGUCGUUCUGGGGUGUCGUCGUUCUGGGUGUCGCUCGUUGUCGGGGUGUCGCUCGUUCGUCGGGGUGUCGCUGUUGUCGGGUUCGCUCGUUUCGUGGGUCUGUUCGUGGGGUUCUGUUCGUUCGUCGGGUGUCGCUGUUCGUUUCUCGGGGUGUCCUCGUUGUUCGUCGGGGUGUCGCUCGUUGUUCGUCGGGUGUCGCUCGUUCUUCGGGUGUUCUCGUUUCGUCGGGUGUGCUGUUCGUCGGGGUUCGCUUUUCGUCGGGGUUGUCGCUGUUUGUCGGGGUGUCUCUCGUUCGUUCGUCGGGGUGUGGUCUCGUUCGUUGUCAGGGGUGUCGCUUUCGUUCGUCGGGGUGUCGCUGUUCGUUGUCGGGGUGUGCUCGUCGUUCGUCGGGUGUCUCGUUCGUUCGUGGGUGUCGCUUCGUUUUCUGUCGGGUGUCGCUGUUCGUUCGUCGGGUGUCGCUCGUUGUUCGUCGGGGUGUCGCUCGUUCGUUCGUCGGGUGUCGCUACGUUCGUUCUCGGGGUGUCGCUCUUUUCGUUCGUCGGGUGUCGCCUCGUUCGUUCGUCGGGUUGUCGUCGUUUCGUUCGUCGGGUGUGUCGCUCGUUCGUUGUUCGGGGUGUCGCUCGUUAGUUGUCGGGGUUGUGCUGUUCGUUUUUCGUCGGGUGUGGUCUUUUAGUCGGGUGUCGCUCGUUGUGGGGUGUGUAGUUCGUCGGGGUGUCUCGUUCGUCGGGUGUCGCUAGUUAGUAGGGGUGUAGAUAGUUAGUGGGGUGUAGAUAGUUCGGCUUUUUGGAAGAGCUUGACGUCGGCGACUAGCCUGUUUUGAUUCACAACUCGUCCUGGUAAACGACAGUCAUCACUAGGCCUGUGGCGGUCACGAAAUUUCGUCAGCCGGUGAUUGUCACGCAAAUAACUGUCGGUCUCAAGGGAAUUGACCGUUAAUUAACAUAGACACAUUUAGCAUCUCCUGGCUUCCACACACAGCCUACAAGCCAUUGAUGCAGACCUUUGGAACAUCUACAUUAAAAUUUAAAAAAAGUAUAAUAAAUCAUUGUAAUAUAUCCUACACCUUCACAAUAAAUCCAUUAUUUAUUUUAGACAGGUCUAAAGAAACAUGAUAUGAAGAAAAUGUAGUCUAUUUCAGAAGAACAGAAUAGCAUACUCUGAGUUGUCCUUAUGUUAGGUCCUGAUGUGGCUAGGCCAAGUUGCUGUGGGCUACACUAGUUCAUUUAGCGGACAAGAUUUGCUUAGAAUUCCAUGUUAUUAUUUUAUGGUAUGAAGAAAACAAUUGAACAAAGCUGAAUAAAAUAGAAAGGAUAUUUUCUCCAAAUGAUUUGAGGGAGUGCGCUCAUGUGGCUAUUCUGUGUUGAGCGGUUAACAAAGAAAUAGGUCCUCCUAUAUGCAUAAUUUAGUUAUUAAUGUAACUUUAGUUGUUCUAUAAACGUUGGGCUAUAUGUUUAGAUUUUCAAUACAUUGUAAGGCUGCAUGAUGUGACUAAUGAUGAUUUGAAAAAAGUAUCUUGAAAGGAAUGAGCUCUGCUUUGUUUUUUGCGCAGGCGUUACACACUUCAUCAGUCUCUCAUUCACAAUUUGACAAGCACUUGAUAAUGCCUCGAAUUUCACGGUGGCAUCCCCUUUGUGUGGCCGUAAUGCAACCCAAAAAAAAUCCAUGCCUUUUGCGGCCAGUGGCCGUUGUGCCCUUCUCCCUGAGUGCUGUGCGCUCCGAAUCACCUCUCACUCACAUGGCUCCCCAUCACGUGUUCGGGUCUUUCUCACAAGCUACAAGUGAAGACGGACACAUCGGGGACGCAACUGCACGCGUCCUUAUCCAAUUCCGAGGUGCAUAUUGAAGAUAUUGGAAGAACUGUCCACAUUUACUUUUCGUCAGCCAACAAGAAGAGUCGGCCUGACGAACAGCAAAAGCACUAGCCUAUGUCCAUCUACUAUCUCUCAUUGUAUUCUGUGCGAGAAAUAAAUAUUCCAAACAUAGUCUGGGACAGUUGUGGGAUGCGAUAGAUCCCAAAUUUAAUGCAACCACUAGCAUCCCCCCAAAAAAAUUUGCGCAAUGUGGCUGACGCAACAGAUCAGAACGUUUAGCUUAACAUUUUGAUCAACUAUUAGGCUAUUUCUUCACAUUAUAAGUGCAGCAAUGCACACAUGGUAGUAGGCUAUAAGCGGAAAUGUUCCAUUAGCGGAAAACACCAUUUAUCAAAAGUGACCGCAAAUGCAAUUAUGCAUGUAAUGCUUUUAUUGUAAAGGUGCAUUUUUAUGAUAAAUUAUCUUCCCCAAACUUGAAACUCACACGCUGCUUAUGUAUGCCAGUUAGGCAAUACACCCCUUGUAAAGUGGAUUAAUGUGCUUAAUUUUAAGAAGUUAUUUGGCCACUUUAGUUGUGAUACAAACCUUAUUAAAACAUAUAGGCCUAUGGGCUGUGCUGCAUGAGGUGUGCGACUAUGAUUAGAAAAAGUCGCCAAAAAAAAAAGGCAUUGUUAAGAUGGGCAUCAUUCACAAGUGAUAAUAUAUCAUUCACAAGUGAUAGGCUAAUAUUGUCACCUAUCAGACUGUUCUUGAUUUCAUCUUGCCUUUACAUACACUAAAUAAUAUAUGUUAAAUUUGUUUUGAUUUAGAAUGGACGAUUAUCAUGCACCUGUAUCGAAACAGGGGUAGUGGGAAAAAAUACAUGUCUAUGCACUUAAAUAGCGAAUGGAGGACGCUUUUCCCCGUGGUUUAUUUUCAUGCCAGCCAGGUAGGCUAUACUCCUGUUGUAAAUAUAAGCAAUGUGCUUAAUAUUAGGAAAGUUGAGAAAUAAAUAUAGUAGGCCUAGCCUAUAGAAAGCUGAUCCUCCUCUUUUUACAUCACUCUGUUUUCUCGCACAAUUGCGUAGCCUAUUGAAAUGUUGUGCAACAUGAGCUCAUGGGCUCUCAUGAAGUGUUUGAUUAGAUUUUUGAACACAUUUGCAUUGAUGUCAGAGUGAUUAGAGGGACAAUAGAGUGCUGAGUACCAGGCAGUUAGCAAGUUUGGUAGGCUACUAAUGACCAUCAGUAGCAUCAGAGCUUGGAGAAGCCUAAUUACCCUGACUAAACGGUCACGUGGAAUUUGACUGCCUUCAUAACUCGUGACCGCCGGUGUGGCGGUAAUACGGUCACCGCAACAGCCCUAGUCAUCACCACUAUAGAUGGUAUCUAGUUUAUCUCCUGAAAGGUAGCUUGUUAACUAGCAUAAUUGACGUGAUCUGUUAUUAGCUAGCUAGCCAAUUUGACGUGGUCCAUCAAUCAAUGUAGCCUAUCAUGUCUGCCAGAAGCAAUUGCGGUUGAACGCUCUUAAAAACAACGUUGAAAAAGGGGAUAAUGUUGUAAGCUAGGUAUGUUGGUUGGAGAAAAGUACAUUACUUGCCAACAGUAGGCUAGCCAACAUGGGCAUAUGUGCCCUUCUGCUGCUUGACAGGCAGAGCCCACAAAGGAUGGAACAUUUACCUAAACCACUUGUCGGGUAGAGUACACUUUUUUAUUUCAUAUCACUCAAAUAUCCAAUUAAUGGUGGCCAAUAUUGAGAGAGAUCCUCACGUAUUGUGUCUGUAAAUUACACGAUCAAUUGAUGUUUACUGAUCGUGGAAAGUAUGCAGUUACUUGCUGUUAUAACUCUGAGCUAAAUGUGAGCAGUUGUUUUGCAUGGAAUAAUUGGACAUUUGUAGUUCUAUGCUCUUCACCUUAGUGUGAGGUUUUAUUGAUGACGACCAGGCGUAUGAACCAGGCGUUUCUGACUGCUGCACCUUUCUCAACAUCUCUCCCAAAUACAUGCUUGUCUUUUGCGUCUUCAGUUUGAUGGUGUAAUGUCACAGCUAAUUUCUCUUCUCCCUCCCCUCCCCUCCCCUCCCCAGCCCCCUCAGUUCAAGCUGGACCCUCGCCUGGCCCGUAUGUUGGGGAUCCACACCCAGACCAGGCCGGUCAUCAUCCAGGCCCUCUGGCAGUACGUUAAGACCCACAAGCUGCAGGACCCCCACGAGAGAGAGUUCAUCAACUGUGACAAGUACCUGCAGCAGGUCAGAGUUCAUCAACUGUGACAAGUACCUGCAGCAGGUCAGAGUUCAUCAACUGUGACAAGUACCUGCAGCAGGUCAGAGUUCAUCAACUGUGACAAGUACCUGCAGCAGGUCAGAGAGUAGCAAGUCUCUAUGUUCACAGCUGGUUGGAAGAUAUAAGCCUUUCUUAGGGAGAGUAGAACCAGUGUCUUUUCCCCACUUUUGUAUCUGUAAUGUUGAGGCUUUGUUAUAUAACCUGAUGGACAGUAUGUAAGUAAUGGGAUUUGCCAUUUCAUGAUCUUUAUGGUUAUGGUAAAUGGCCCUGUUAUGUUGUCCUUAGCCUAAACACACUGUAGACCUCCGACAUAUGAUCCUUAUUAACUGUCCAUAGCUGAAACUUACAAAGCACAAUAUUGAAUCCUUGCAUGUCCAGUUCUUGAGUAAAUGAAUAAAGUUCUGUUUUUAUCUAUGUUCUAGAUCUUUGAGACCCAGCGUAUGAAGUUCUCUGAGAUCCCACAGCGUCUACAUGCUCUCCUGAUGCCUCCAGAACCCAUCAUUAUUAACCAUGUCAUCAGGUAGGGCUAACCUCUGACCAUCAUUAUUAACCAUGUCAUCAGGUAGGACUAACCUCUGACCAUCAUUAUUAACCAUGUCAUCAGAUAGGGCUAACCUCUGACCAUCAUUAUUAACCAUGUCAUCAGAUAGGACUAACCUCUGACCAUCAUUAUUAACCAUGUCAUCACUAACCCUAACCAGGUUUUAAAUGAUAUCACUGAAGCCCUUGACAAAAAAACAGCACUGUGUCUCACUUUUUAUUGAUCUCUCUAAGGCUUUUGAUACAGUUGAUCAUGCUAUACUAAGGCAGAGAUUGUUGAGUGUAGGUCUUUCGGAGCAUGCAGUUGCAUGGUUUGCUAACUAUCUGUCUGAUAGAACUCAGUGCACUCAAUUUGAUGGGCUUAUGUCUGUUAAAUUGUCUGUCCUGAAUGGUGUGCCCCAGGGCUCUGUACUUGGUCCUCUCUUAUUCACUAUUUAUAUUAAUGAUUUAGACAAAAAUGUCCAAAAUGCACAACUUCAUUUUUAUGCUGAUGAUACUGUUAUUUACUGUUGUGCCUCAUCUCUUACAAAAGCUUUCCAGAACUUGCAAACUGCUUUUUAUACUGUUCAACAUACCUUGUGUCAAUUGAAGCUUAUCCUCAAUACUGACAAAACUAAACUAAUGGUGUUUUCUAAUGCAAGAAAUAGACCUCUGAACCUUUCACCUGUUACUACCUGUCAGGGCAAGGAGAUUGAGGUUGUAACCUCAUAUAAAUAUCUUGGAAUUCUAAUUGAUGACGGCCUCUCUUUUAAAUUGCAUAUUCAACAACUUACAAAAAAAUUGAAGCUGAAAUUGGGAUUUUAUUUUAGGAAUAAGGCCUGUUUUUCUUUUGAAGCCAGAAGGAGGCUAGUGUCAGCUACAUUUAUGCCUUUACUAGACAAUGGAGGUUAUUUUAUAUAUGAAUGCUUCCGCUCAGUGUUUGAGAUCAAUUGACACUCUUUACCAUGGUACUUUGAGAUUUAUUUUAAACUGCAAAACCCUUACGCACCACUGUACUUUGUAUACCAGGGUUGGCUGGCCUUCUCUAGUCACUCGUAGGCUCAGUCACUGGUAUACUUUUAUUUACAAAGCCAUUUUGGGUUUACUACCUUUUUAUUUGGGCAUUUUUAUUGUUCAGAAAUGUGGUGGGUACUCUCUUCGUUCACUGGACUUUAUCCUGCUAACUGUUCCAAAUGUCCGAACUGAAUUUGGUAAAAGGUAUUUUAUGUACUCUGCGCCAUCGUCUUGGAACACCUUACAAAAUAAUUUUAAACUGGAAGAACUUGUCCCGAUUGGUGUUUUUAAAUCUCUGAUGAAGGUUUUGAGGCUGAUUCCCUGACCUGUCAAUGUUUUUAAUUUGCUGUUUUUGAUAUUGUUAUACUCUUGUGAAUUCAUGAAUGGUUUUUUACUAGAUUACUUGUAGUUUUUCAUGUUGUCUGUCUGUAAUUUUUUGUAAUGACUUGGUGCUGCCUAUCUUGGCCAGGACGCUCUUGAAAAAGAGAUUUUAAAUCUCAAUGAGCCCUUCCUGGUUAAAUAAAGGUUAAAUAAAUAAAUAAAUGUCAUCAGGUAGGGCUAACCUCUGACCAUCAUUAUUAACCAUGUCAUCAGAUAGGACUAACCUCUGACCAUCAUUAUUAACCAUGUCAUCAGGUAGGACUAACCUCUGACCAUCAUUAUUAACCAUGUCAUCAGGUAGGACUAACCUCUGACCAUCAUUAUUAACCAUGUCAUCAGGUAGGACUAACCUCUGACCAUCAUUAUUAACCAUGUCAUCAGGUAGGGCUAACCUCUGACCAUCAUUAUUAACCAUGUCAUCAGGUAGGGCUAACCUCUGACCAUCAUUAUUAACCAUGUCAUCAGGUAGGACUAACACUAACCUCCAGCAACAACACCUCACUGUCCUCACCACUAUGGUCAACACCUCACUGUCCUCACCACUAUGGUCAACACCUCACUGUCCUCACCACUAGGGUCAACACCUCACUGUCCUCACCACUAGGGUCAACACCUCACUGUCCUCACCACUAGGGUCAACACCUCACUGUCCUCACCACUAGGGUCAACACCUCACUGUCCUCACCACUAGGGUCAACACCUCACUGUCCUCACCACUAGGGUCAACACCUCAUUAUGUCAUCACUAAGGUCCAGAGUUUUUCCGUGGUCAGGAAGAACUCCUGGCCCUUUUUUAUAACUUAAUGCUCAGAUGAUCAGAUCUCACAAUGCCUACAAAAGUGUUCAAAUGUCUCAGGAACCACGUUAAUAUGAUCUAAAACUCUGCUGAGAUGUGUGCGGCGUGACUGCAAGAAAAUACAAUCUGGAACGAACCCGUAGUGUAAGAUAUUCGGCAUGAUCUAACUUCUCGCUGUCUCUACAGCGUGGAUCCCAACGACCAAAAGAAGACGGCCUGCUAUGACAUCGAUGUGGAGGUGGACGACACUCUGAAGACCCAGAUGAACUCCUUCCUCCUGUCCACCACCAGCCAGCAGGACAUAGCUGGCCUGGACAACAAGGUAUGUAUGGUGCUCGUGCUGUAGUUGACGUUUACAGUGGUCCGUAGCUGGCCUGGACAACAAGGUAUGUAUGGUGCUCGUGCUGUAGUUGACGUUUACAGUGGUCCGUAGCUGGCCUGGACAACAAGGUAUGUAUGGUGCUCGUGCUGUAGUUGACGUUUACAGUGGUCCAUUAAUUAUCAAGGGACUGAAUCUAGCCUACAACCUCUUAUACAUUUACAUUUUAGUCAUUUAGCAGACGCUCUUAUCCAGAGCGACUUACAGGAGCAAAUAGGGUUAAGUGCCUUGCUCAAGGGCACAUCGGCAGAUUUUUCACCUAGUCGGCUCAGGGAUUAGAACCAGCGACCUUUCGGUUACUGGCACAACGCUCUUAACCGCUAAGCUACCUGCCGCCCACUUAUGGUGAGAUUUUCUGAGGCUGUGUUGCUGAGGCAAUAAACAGCUGUUUUUCCGCACUCCUUUUGUCUCUCCUAUUGUACAGCCCAUCGUCAGAACGCUGGAGGAGUGAGAAAUAAAGGCGACAUAAAAAAAUUGCAUUCCUUUGAUUGAUCCUAAAUACAGUCAGCAGGAACUGGGAGCAGACAGGAACCGACUGUACAGAGAAACUCACUGAACCUGAAAUAAAGGGACAAAUAGGCAGCCCUCCUCCCUCUCCAGCAGCAGUACACCUACUUCAAGUUCAGACUGUUAAUACAGACCGAGAACAAGACCCCACAGGAAGGACUCUGAGACACACAUACACACCCUGUCAGUAGCAUUGGCUGCAGGUCUUAUCCCUGUAAUUGUAGAGAGGUCAUAGCUGAGGUUACGAGUGCAGACUAAGGUCAGAGAGACCUCGACAAGCUGCUGUGACAAAGGCCAAUUAAACACAACAGAGAUGAGACAGAAUGAUCUACUCUACUGAAGAAGGAGCUAUAGCGAACAUAUUCUACUACAGGGACUACAGAUGAUGUUUAGCCGGCUGGCUAAAUCUGGUACAUCUUACUGAACUAUUGAUCCAUUUGCAUUGUUGUCUGGUCUAAUAAACCUAACUAAACAAAGUAACUCUUAAUCCAUCUUGGUUUGGACGUCCAUCUUGCUGUUUCUUCCCCUUCAGAUCCAUCAGACCAUUAGACAAUACAGUGUAUUUAGAUGUUGAGCUAGGAUUGACCCUCCAUCUCGCUUCCUCCCCUGUAGAUCCAUGAGACCAUAGAGACGAUCAACCAGCUGAAGACCCAGAGAGAGUUCAUGUUGAGCUUCGCCAGAGACCCCCAGGGCUUCAUCAAUGACUGGCUGCAGUCACAGUGCAGGGACCUCAAGGUAAACACACAGGAAAACACCACUAUGGGGCAUAGUUCAGGAGGGAGAAAACAUUCUGUCUGCAGUCACAGAGCAGGGACAUCAAGGUACACACACACAGGGGAAACACUGCUCUUGUGCUGCAUGUGGGUCAUAGUUCAGUAGGGAGGAAACGGGGAAUGAAACAGGGAGGUACUUCAGGGCUUUAUCAAUGACUGGCUGUAUUUAUUAUGGAUCCCCAUUAGUUCCUGCCAAGGCAGCAGCUACUCUUCCUGGGGUUUAUUAUGGAGCCCCAUUAGUUCCUGCCAAGGAAGCAGCUACUCUUCCUGGGGUUUAUUAUGGAUCCCCAUUAGUUCCUGCCAAGGCAGCAGCUACUCUUCCUGGGGUUUAUUAUGGAUCCACAUUAGUUCCUGCCAAGGCAGCAGCUACUCUUCCUGGGGUUUAUUAUGGAUCCACAUUAGUUCCUGCCAAGGAAGCAGCUACUCUUCCUGGGGUUUAUUAUGGAUCCCCAUUAGUUCCUGCCAAGGCAGCAGCUACUCUUCCUGGGGUUUAUUAUGGAUCCCCAUUAGUUCCUGCCAAGGCAGCAGCUACUCUUCCUGGGGUUUAUUAUGGUUCCCCAUUAGUUCCUGCCAAGGCAGCAGCUACUCUUCCUGGGGUUUAUUAUGGAUCCCCAUUAGUUCCUGCCAAGGAAGCAGCUACUCUUCCUGGGGUUUAUUAUGGUUCCCCAUUAGUUCCUGCCAAGGCAGCAGCUACUCUUCCUGGGGUUUAUUAUGGUUCCCCAUUAGUUCCUGCCAAGGAAGCAACUACUCUUCCUGGGGUUUAUUAUGGUUCCCCAUUAGUUCCUUCCAAGGCAGCAGCUACUCUUCCUGGGGUUUAUUAUGGAUCCCCAUUAGUUCCUGCCAAGGCAGCAGCUACUCUUCCUGGGGUUUAUUAUGGUUCCCCAUUAGUUCCUGCCAAGGCAGCAGCUACUCUUCCUGGGGGUUUAUUAUGGAUCCCCAUUAGUUCCUGCCAAGGCAGCAGCUACUCUUCUUGGGGUUUAUUAUGGAUCCCCAUUAGUUCCUGCCAAGGCAGCAGCUACUCUUCUUGGGGUUCCCCAUUAGUUCAUGCCAAGGCAGCAGCUACUCUUCCUGGGGUUUAUUAUGGAUCCCCAUUAGUUCCUGCCAAGGCAGCAGCUACUCUUCUUGGGGUUUAUUAUGGAUCCCCAUUAGUUCCUGCCAAGGCAGCAGCUACUCUUCUUGGGGUUCCCCAUUAGUUCCUGCCAAGGCAGCAGCUACUCUUCCUGGGGUUUAUUAUGGUUCCCCAUUAGUUCCUGCCAAGGCUGCAGCUACUCUUCCUGGGGUUUAUUAUGGAUCCCCAUUAGUUCCUGCCAAGGCAGCAGCUACUCUUCCUGGGGUUUAUUAUGGAUCCCCAUUAGUUCCUGCCAAGGCAGCAGCUACUCUUCCUGGGGUUUAUUAUGGAUCCCCAUUAGUUCCUGCCAAGGCAGCAGCUACUCUUCUUGGGGUUUAUUAUGGAUCCCCAUUAGUUCCUGCCAAGGCAGCAGCUACUCUUCUUGGGGUUCCCCAUUAGUUCCUGCCAAGGAAGCAGCUACUCUUCCUGGGGUGUUUUAUGGAUCCCCAUUAGUUCCUGCCAAGGCAGCAGCUACUCUUCUUGGGGUUCCCCAUUAGUUCCUGCCAAGGCAGCAGCUACUCUUCCUGGGGUUUAUUAUGGAUCCCCAUUAGUUCCUGCCAAGGCAGCAGCUACUCUUCUUGGGGUUUAUUGUGGAUCCCCAUUAGUUCCUGCCAAGGCAGCAGCUACUCUUCUUGGGGUUCCCCAUUAGUUCCUGCCAAGGCAGCAGCUACUCUUCCUGGGGUUUAUUAUGGAUCCCCAUUAGUUCCUGCCAAGGCAGCAGCUACUCUUCUUGGGGUUCCCCAUUAGUUCCUGCCAAGGAAGCAGCUACUCUUCCUGGGGUUUAUUAUGGUUCCCCAUUAGUUCCUGCCAAGGCAGCAGCUACUCUUCCUGGGGUUUAUUAUGGAUCCCCAUUAGUUCCUGCCACGGCAGCAGCUACUCUUCCUGGGGUUUAUUAUGGAUCCCCAUUAGUUCCUGCCAAGGCAGCAGCUACUCUUCCUGGGGUUUAUUAUGGAUCCCCAUUAGUUUCUGCCAAGGCAGCAGCUACUCUUCCUGGGGUUUAUUAUGGAUCCCCAUUAGUUUCUUCCAAGGCAGCAGCUACUCUUCCUGGGGUUUAUGGAUCCCCAUUAGUUCCUGCCAAGGAAGCAGCUACUCUUCCUGGGGUUUAUUAUGGAUCCCCAUUUAGUUCCUGCCAAGGCAGCAGCUACUCUUCCUGGGGUUUAUUAUGGAUCCCCAUUAGUUCCUGCCAAGGCAGCAGCUACUCUUCCUGGGGUUUAUUAUGGAUCCUCAUUAUUUCCUGCCAAGGCAGCAGCUACUCUUCCUGGGGUUUAUUAUGGAUCCCCAUUAGUUCCUGCCAAGGCAGCAGCUACUCUUCCUGAGGUCCAGCAAAAUUAAGGCAGUUAUAUACAAUUAAAAACAUUACAUGACGGACAGAUUUCACAACACAUGAAGUGUGUUCCCUCAGGCCCCUACUCUACUACUACAUAUCUACAAUAGAAAAUCCAUGUGUACAGUGCGUAUGUUGUUGUCUGUGUGGGUGUGCCUGUGUGUGUCUCUUCACAGUCCUCACUGUUCCAUUUGUAUCUGUUUUAUUACAUCUGAUUCUACUGCUUGCAUCAGUUACCUGAUGUGGAAUAGAGUUCCAUGAAGUCAUGGCUCUAUGUAGUACUGUGCGCCUCCUAUAGUCUGUUCUGGACUUGGGGACUGUGAAGAGACCUCUGGUGGCAUGUCUUGUGGGGUAAUGCAUGGGUGUCCGAGCUGUGUGCUAGUAGUUUAAACAGACAGCUCGUUGCAUUUAAGAUGUCAAUACUUAUCACAAAUACAAGCAGUGAUAAUCUGUCCUCUACUUUGAGCCAUGAGAGAUUGCCAUGCAUAUUAUUAAUGUUCACUCUCCGUGUACAUUUAAGGGCCAGUCGUACUGCCCUGUUCUGGGCCAAUUGUAAUUUUCCUAAGUCCCUCUUUGUGGCACCUGACCACACGACUGAACGGAAGGCCAGGUGCUACAAAACUAGGGCCUGUAGGACCUGCCUUGUUCAUAGUGCUGUUAAUAAUGUAGACCACGCUUUAUUAUGGACAGACCUCUCCCCAUCUUAGCUACUGUUGUAUCAACAUGUUUUGACCAUGACAGUUUACAAUCCAGGGUUACUCCAAGCAGUUUAGUCACCUCAACUUGCUCAAUUUCUACAUUAUUCAUCACAAGAUUUAGUUCAGGUUUAAGGUUUAGUGUAUGAUUUGUCCCAAAUGCAAUGCUUUUAGUUUUUGAAAUAUUUAGGACUAACUUUAAUUGGCUGUGGUCACAAUUCAGGGGCCGCAGGGUAAACUAACAGGAACACCACUAUGGGGCAUAGUUCAGUAGGGAGAAAACGGGAAACAGGGAGGUACCCCAAUCACUGGCUGCAGUCACAGAGCAGGGACCUCAAGGUAAACUAUGAACUAAAUUUAAGAGAACUGGUGCUGAGGAUUGAUUCUAGUUCAGAUAAGAAAUGAGAGGCCCCCAUGUGUGGGGAGCAGCAAUAUUAUAUUUUCUUUACCCUAAGGUAAACAAACACACUGGGAAACCACAGCUCUCUAGUCCUGUUCAGUUACUGAUUACCCUUUACAUAAUAUCUGGGUCGUGUUCAUUAAGAAGAAAAUACAUAGAAAUUAAGUGAAACAGGGAGAUACUACUUGAAAUUGUGUCCAAUAAAUACAGAUUUGUUGUUUUCUUUUGCAAAACAUUUUGAUGUGUGUCUUGCUGAACAUGACCCUCUCCUUGUGUUGUCAUGGACUUGGUUAGGCAUUAGCUAGCUGCCAUGGACGUAUGUUAGCCAUAAGCACUAGCUAGCUGCCAUGGACGUAGGUUAGCCAUUAGCACUAGCUAGCUGCCAUGGAAGUGUGUUAGCCAUUAACACUAGCUAGCUGCCAUGGAUGUAGGUUAGCCAUUAGCACUAGCUAGUUACAUGGACAAAGGUUAGCCAUUAGCACUAGCUAGCUGCUAUGGACGUAGGUUAGUCAAUUAGCACCAGCUAGCUGCCAUGGAAGUACGUUAGCCAUUAGCACUAGCUAGCUGCCUUGGACGUAGGUUAGCCAUUAGCACUAGCUAGCUGCCAUGGACGUAUGUUAGCCAUUAGCACUAGCUAGCUGCCAUGGACGUAUGUUAGCCAUUAGCACUAGCUAGCUGCCAUGGACAUAGGUUCCAUGUGUAGUGUUUGUUCAGCUGAUUCUUGGACAAGGACCAAACCCCAGACUGACUGGACUGUCAAUGACAACCAAAGGCUUUAUUAAAGGAAGUAUUACUAAAAGUUGUAUGUUUCUAAUGUAUAUGAUUAUUUUUUACAGACUAUGACUGAUGUGGUUGCGAACCCAGAAGAGGAGAGGAGAGCAGAGUUCUAUUUCCAACCCUGGGCCCAGGAGGCAGUGUGUCGUUACUUCUACUCCAAGGUAACCUCCUCACCUCCCACCAUUCUGUGUGUGUGUGUGUGUGUGUGUGUGUGUACGGUGGUGUGUGUGUGUGUGUACCGUGGUGUGUGUGUGUAAGGUGGGGGGGUGUACGGUGGGGUGUGUUUCGCUACACCUACGCCAAGGGAAAGCCCUCUCUCUUCUGCCAUUCAUUCUCCAUGAGGGUCGUCAUCGCUGAAUCACCAAGUGUUUUUUUCUGCCAUACUAAAUACUUGAAAACACAUUCUCUGAACAUGAUUUUCAGUUGUACUUUAUUUUACAGUACUGGUAUUUGCCUGAUGUUAACCUGGUAUUCCUUUCACUUAUAGCAAAUGCUGUAAUCCCUUCUAAAGUGCUCUAUGAAAUUGAAUUUCCAUUUUAUGAAAUUAAUAUAGUUAUUUAUCUGCAUUUUAAUCUCUUAAUUUUUAAUUUUUUUUAUGUAUUUCAGGUCCAGCAGAGAAGGCAGGAGCUGGAACAAGCCCUGGGAAUCAGAAACACUUAGAGAUGAUGAUGAUGUCGAAGAAAAACAGGCCAACCGAGGAACAAGAGUGGCCAUUCUCUCUGGGAGGAGGAAGAGAAGUGUGGGACAUUCAUAAAUACGCCCUUGAUUUUUUGGAAAACGUAGAUAAACAUCUUAGAUAUAGAUCUCCUUUACUGCUGGUGGUAACUAUAGGAUAUCUUUUUGAAAGUCACCUAGCAGGCCGUUAUGGUUAUGUAUCAAUGUUUGAUUUAUAUUUGUCCCGCUAAAAGAUCUUUUGACUUAUUUUCUCUCAAUGGUCUAUCUCUAUGCCUUACCUCAAUGCAUUCCCUUUUUGUGCUGAACUCUCUCACAAAUCGCCAAUCUUGAAUCUAUAUUCAGGCCUAAGGUUGAAAUGACCCCCAACUAAGUAUUGAUGCUACUCCACAACAACUAAUAUUGGGUAUUUUAACUUCAAUUAAAGUCGUAACAUUUGGCCAUUGUGAAAAAGCGUUGGGUUAAUUUUAAAUGCUUUGACUGUCUCGAACCCGCUCUGAGUCCAAACUAACUCAUAACUGAUCAGGUGAUAACCUACACGCACUACCAUUCUGGCUUUGGUCUGGAAUCGAUAUUCGGUGUUUGUUUGGUAUUGAUAGGGUUGUGAGUAUUCAGUGGUCUUUUAUUGCCGUGCUAGCUAUCCGUUUCUUACCAAGAUUAUUUGAAAUGGUUCAAGAGUAUUCUAGAAUUCUUGUUGUAGAAUAUUCUACUUUUAGAAUGUUGUGUGCUUCAAAAAUUAUCCCCUGAACACUUCGAAGCAUGAUGUCAGGCAGGCUUCACGAUAUUGUGAAGAUUCAGUCUGUUGGUUUAGUUCAUUAUUUAAGGGGCCAUUUCAUUUGAAACUAUUUUUGUGGAGCUUAGUUUUUUUGUUAAUGAUCUUUUUUUUUAUGUUUCGAAAGUAUGAAUUAUAUUAAGGCGUGUCUUGUUAGAAGUAAAAAAUAUUAAGGAAGUAGUGUUAGUAGUAAUUACCUCAAGUCUAUAUAGUUUUGUCAAAUUGAGCAGAACAACCUGAUGAUUGAUGUGAAGGAAAAAUGUAUGUUUUAAAGGGCAGACCAUCAUUUUGACUCACUGUCUAAUACUCCUAUCGUUUUCCCAAGACGUUCCCCUUCGAGUGAUCUCAAUGGUUUAAUCCAGAACAUUGUCUAUAACCUAGCAGCAAGUUGCAGUUGCUUGUUGAUCCUGUGUGGAACAACAUUCAAGGUUCUAUUGUUGGGUUAAGAUGAAUUCCUCUGGGUUUUCCUCUUUAGUAUUUGUUAGUGUGCAGAAGCCAUCGGCACCGAAGGAAGAGAAGCGUAGAGCUGGGUUCACUAGUAGAUGUGACAUAUUUAAGAAUGUCAUCUUUUUUGAUAGUAUGAUAGAACGCUUACGCCUGUUGUGUUGCGGUUUAGAUGUGAUGACAUGUAAAGGAUGUAUGAAGCUUUAUGGUUGGGCUCAAUUUGGUAUCAGUUCAGUAGUCAAGUGAAAUAAAGUGCCAUUUAUUUUCAAUUGAUUUUUUUUCUCCUAAAUGUAAUUGUAAUUUCAAUCCGUGUUGUAAUUGUCCUGAAUUGCCCCCAAGCCUGUAAAGGAUGAUACUGACGACUGAUUGAAAUCUUCAGACCUAAAUUGUAUUUUUCUCUUGUGGACCAAACCUAUUUUUUCCUGUAUGUUUUAAUCCUAUGCUAUAAUAAAGGAUAUCUUCAAUGAUAA